Molecule: messenger RNA, 2685 nt
Organism: Penicillium bovifimosum
Lineage: Eukaryota; Fungi; Ascomycota; Eurotiomycetes; Eurotiales; Aspergillaceae
Exons: 3
Coding region: 1-2685 (894 amino acids)
Biological process (GO): nuclear inner membrane organization
Cellular component (GO): mitotic spindle pole body; chromosome, centromeric core domain; nuclear inner membrane
Source: RefSeq, a predicted model, not a curated record
AUGGCUUCUCUAUUCUCUAAGCGUUUGAAAUGCUUUUAUUGCGGGAAACGGUCCGCUCGUUCUCACCGCGGAGGACCUAUUUGCAAUUUCCGAUGCGAACACUGUGAGGCUGACAACUUUUUCGAUGAGGUCACUUUGCUAAUGUCGUCCCUUCUGAUGGAGAAGAAUGGAGAAAUUACAGAUCCACCAGCUGUGGUCACCAACGCUGAAAUCUACGCCUCCGGCGCAUCAAAUCCACCCUUUGAAUCUACGGACUUCAGCGGAUCCCAAUCAUUUUGCGCAAAAUGUGCUCGCAACCAACAUUUAUUUACAAGCUCUUUGGCUUCCUACUUUCCCCCGUCCGAUGAUCCCUCCGAUAUCGAAUACGAACGAGGCUAUGAACAGUUCCGCAAGAGCUUGGAGGAUCGAUACCCUCAAGUCUGCGAGUCCUGCGAACCUCUUGUGAAAUCUCGCAUUCGAAAAGCUGCAUACGAAGCGAAAGCAGACCACUUAAGGCGCAUGAUGGAUCAAACUCGGGCAAAUCGAGAAUCACGAAAGGCGAGGUAUCGGAGCUGGAGAAGCUUGCUGCUUGUUGCCGGUUCACUUGCAUACUGGGCUAGUAUUGCUGGCCAGCUUGCAUGGAACCUGAACAGUGUGGCCACUCUUUCUCCGACUGGGCAAAGUCUCGAUGUUGAUUCGCUCCCCGCUGAACAACCUUCUGAGCCGCCUGACUCUGUGAUGUCGUGUAUCAACCAUUUCAUCCGUAUGCGGCGAAUUGCCAGCGUUUGCUCGCCUGACUUAGCACCAACUGCGGGUCUGGCCCUGGUGGCAGGUGUGCUUUCGCUUUGGUGGAAUCCGAAGCUGCGCAUGAAGAUAGACGGAAUGCCCGGCAAGUUCCAAGGACUUGCAGAGUACUACGAAACCCAACUUAUCGUCAUCGUAGCGCGAUGUGUUUUUUGGGCAGUACUUAAGGAUCCAUCUGCUAGUGGGGUGAGACCCAGCCUGCUUCCAGCCCUACAUGGUUCGAUGAUAAUCUUCAUUAUCCUGUCGGUUUCUUUUUCUCGAUACAUUGUCAGCUACUCCAAUCGUCCACUCGUCAACUGGUCGGAUAACAGUUGGGAGACUCAAUUCCAAAGUCCCAAAUCGUCUUCUUCAGUUCCCGAGUCACCUCGAACUGCAACGUCCGGCGGCGUAUCAGACGCAAAUGCUAGUGGGCUGCACCAACGAUUUCCGAUUGGUAAACUAGCUCAGCCUCAAUCACAGUCGCCUGCUGAGCAGCCACCCACUGUUGUUUCUAAUUAUGCCGACAAUGAUGGCAUGGACUGGUCCCCUUCCAUUACUCAUAACCUCCGACCGACCAUCACGCGGCGAGAUCAGCCAUCUGUGCUUGACGGUCCGCAUCCAUUUCAGGGGCAGAUUCCAGCAGCCCCAACACCUCCCGCGUGGAAGCUUCGCACUCCUACUUCGACGAAGCCCAUUGAGCAAGUGGUCCAACCCAAUCCGUUCCACCGCAGCCCCACACAGUCACAAAACCGAUGGCAGACGCGUGCCGACGCGGAACCUGUUUUCAAGGAUCCAAAGUUCUUCCCUCCCCAAGAUCAGGACACAUCCACGGGGCUGGAAACAUUGUUUGAUCGUGCCUUCAAUUUGCAGCCUGAUGCUGCCCAGGGGACUGGCUGGUCUCAAGCAGGACAAACUCAGGGCUCUGCGAGUGACGUUACAACCCAGAACUAUCUAUUUUAUGGAUGGCUCCGACUAGGCUUGCUAGUGAGCUUUAUCAGUGCCUGGACCUUCUCCCAGAAUCACCAAGUCUUGCUCCCUGGCAAUUACGUGGAGAUCUCUGCUCUAGGCGUUGCAAGCCUUGUUGCAGGGUUUGCUUUGAUCAGCAUGGUAAAACGACCCAUUGGGCAAUGGAAUGGGAUGGAGAUACUGAUUUCUAUUACCGAACUCGCUGCCGCCGUUCACAUGGGGGCACAUUUGCCAACUGUUUCGUAUAACCGGGACUACUUUGAUCGUUACGGCAAGUUCCUCUUGAUUUUCAUGGCUGUCCAAGAGACUCUGAAUGUGCUCUCCUUCUACAACAAGGCCAGGUCAGAAAGCCAGUCGCAGUCAGGAACAGUAUCAUCGCCGCCGCAACCGCAUUAUAGUCCACCGGGUGCCAUUGACUGGUCCGGACAACAAUCAUCGACCAGCUCUACGCCCGAGCCUCGAACCAAGAGUCCACCUAUGCACCGAUCGUUCGAGUCGCAAUUAUCUGCUCCUCCACUCUCAUUUGGUGAUACCGACGGGGCCUCCAGUUUCUCAUCUGCGUUACCUUCCGUGCCACAGUAUGGACUUGCCUCAUCUCGAACGGUCCAUUCAUUCCCCACCGCCAGUCAAAAUUCAUUCAACCAAGACAAAAGCCCGCAUAGUUUCACCAUGGAAACUCUCAAGCAAUUCGAGCCCGGGUCUGAUUAUGAACAAGACUCCGAUAACGACACUGUAGCCACAACUACGACCACUCGCACAAAUUUCACAAAUCACAACAUUCGGUAUGGGCUCGGCUCCGGGUUAGGUUCCAAUACCUUUAAUUCACCCCGGCGAGCCGGACUCGGAUCAGGCAUGGGUGGGCUAAGCUUGGAUGAUGACCCUACUCCCCGUCGCAUGACUCGCAGCCAAACCCAGCAGGGACUUUCUAGUCGUCGCCCAACAAGCUAUAUUCGGUGA